AUGCUAUGGGAGAAUGAUACAAUGCUUGAACACGAACGAUUACCAGUAGUGGCUGAGGCAGAUGGUAGUGUUUGUGUCACAGCAUGUUGCCCAUUACCAGUUUUCCCUUGUUUAACAUGCCUAUACCCUGCAUCAGCCCAUACUUGGGCUGAUCUACUUCCAGGUCGUUACAACCUAACAUGUCGCAUCCGAUUACGGCUUCAGCCUGUCGAUCAUGACUGUAACGCUGUUCGUAGAAUUCAACAUGGCCUACUUUUUGUCGACUUAUUUGGUGAUCGAAUUCGUCCUGGUGGUAACUGGGCAACACUCAAAUGUCCUUGGUUUGAACAAGAACAUACCAAACAUGGUGAUGAUACAUGA
Messenger RNA from Rotaria socialis, 360 nucleotides. The record is from the annotation of a GenBank genome assembly. NCBI's taxonomy places the organism in Eukaryota, Metazoa, Rotifera, Eurotatoria, Philodinida, Philodinidae.